Mustela lutreola (European mink) is the source of this 4409-nucleotide messenger RNA. RefSeq names its product immunity related GTPase Q (gene IRGQ). The coding region runs from base 143 to 2029 and encodes 628 amino acids. The transcript is spliced from 3 exons. Lineage: Eukaryota; Metazoa; Chordata; Mammalia; Carnivora; Mustelidae. The record is from RefSeq and is a predicted model, not a curated record. Gene Ontology annotation, molecular function: GTP binding.
CGGGAACGUGUCCGGACGUCCCCAAAUCCCGGCCCUCUAACCUCUCCGGCCUCCGUCCGUCCGACCCGAGGGGCGGGGCUUCUCAGCGGAGGAUCUGUCGCCGCCAACUGUGCUCUUCGGUUGUGCCGGCGGUUUGCUCGGUAUGCCGCCGCCACGGGGUGAUGUGACCGCCUUGUUCCUCGGGCCUCCGGGCUGUGGCAAGUCCGCGCUGAUCGCAGCGGUUUGCGACCGGAAUGUGGAGACGAUAGAGAUUCCCGAGGGACGGCCGGACUCGGGGAUCCCCAGCCUGCGAGCUGCGGGCCCUGGCCUCUUCCUGGGAGAGCUGAGCUGUCCGCCCGCGGAGCCAGGGCCCUGGGCGGCGGAGGCCAAUGUGCUAGUAUUGGUGCUGCCCGGCCCCGAGGGGAACGGGGAACCCUUGGCCCCAGCUCUGGGAGAGGCAGCGCGGGCCGCUCUGGCCCGAGGGACCCCGCUGCUGGCUGUACGGAACCUCCGUCCUGGAGAUUCGGAAAAUGAAGCCCAGGCUCGGGAUCGGACAACGGCCCUGCUGAACAGCACAGGGUUGGAGGCCGCAACUCUCUUCGUGCUGCCGGCUGAAUGCAGCAGCAGAGAUGGCUGCAAGGAAUUGGAGCGCCUGCGGGUGGCGCUGCGGAGCCAGGCGGAGGUGCUGCAAAGGCUCCUUCCACCGGUUCAGGAUGGCUUCGAGGUCCUAGGUGCGGCCGAGCUGGAGGCUGUGCGUGAGGCCUUUGAGACCGGUGGCCUGGAGGCAGCGCUGUCGUGGGUCCGCGCUGGCCUGGAGCGGCUGGGCAGCGCACGGCUGGACCUGGCUGUGGCGGGCAAGACUGAUGUCAGCCUUGUGCUGAACAUGCUGCUCGGGUUGGAUCCCAGUGACCCAGAGGACGAGCCUGUUUUCACGCCCCCGGGGCCCACGCCCUACCCGGCCCCAGAGCGUCCCAACGUGGUGCUCUGGAACGUGCCUCUGGGCUCCGCGGGCACUGCUGCCGCCCCCCAUCCGACCCACUACGAUGCCCUCAUCCUCGUCACCACGGGGGCCCCCACUGAGGAGGACUGGGCUCAGGUUCGGCCCUUCCUGCUGCCAGAUGCGCCGCUGGUCUGCGUGCGAACAGAUGGUGAGGGCGAGGAUCCAGAGUACCUGGAGGAAGAGGAAAAGGCAGAGAAGGCCGGCUCCGAGAGCUUGGAGAACGCAGGCGGAGAAGGGUUGAAGAAUGCAUACAGUGAGGGAAGGGAGAAACGAGGCACUGGGUUGCAGAAAGGUAGCGGGGAAGAAUCCGAUAAAGCAGAAGGCGGGGAAGGCUCAGAGAAAGGCAGUGAGAGUUUGACCCAUGUUGGCGGCGGCGGGAAGAAAUCGGGCAGCGGGGACUCAGAGCGCACGGCCGCACUGAGCCCAGAGGAUGAAACGUGGGAGGUGCUGGAGGAGGCACCGCCGCCUGUGUUCCCCCUGCGGCCUGGGGGCCUCCCGGGGCUCUGCGAGUGGCUGCGGCGCGCGCUGCCCCCGGCCCAGGCGGGGGCGCUGCUGCUGGCGCUGCCCCCCGCGUCUCCCCACGGGGCUCGGCUGAAGGCUGCGGCCCUGCGGGCGGGGGCGUGGCGGCCGGCUCUGCUAGCUAGCCUGGCGGCGGCGGCGGCACCGGUCCCAGGGCUCGGCUGGGCUUGCGACGUGGCGCUGCUGCGGGGUCAGCUGGCGGACUGGCGGCGGGCGCUGGGGUUGGAACCCGCGGCACUGGCUCGACGGGAGCGCGCGCUAGGUCUGACUCCCGGGGAGCUGGCAGAGCGGACGCGAUUCCCGGGCCCGGUGACCCGCGCUGAGGUGGAGGCGCGGCUGGGCGCAUGGGCCGGCGAGGGCACUGCGGGGGGCGCGGCGCUGGGCGCCUUGUCCUUCCUGUGGCCCGCGGGCGGUGCGGCGGCCACCGGCGGCCUGGGUUACCGCGCCGCACACGGCGUCCUGCUGCAGGCCCUCAACGAGAUGCAGGCUGAUGCAGAGGCCGUGUUGGCACCCCAUGGGCCAGCGCAGUGAGGGGUGGGAUGAGGGUCGGGGCUUCCGGGGUGCUCAGCGUCCCUGCUGCUUGGCUCCGCCAGGGGCUGAGGACUCCCAAGUCCUGGUUAGAGGGAGGGGGGCGGAAUUGGGAGUCCCGAAUCUGGCAUGGGAAUGUCUGGGCCUCGGAGGUAACGGAGCUGGGGGCUGCCACUCAGAAUCUUGAGUGCCUGAAGGGGACGAGGGCUCUAGGACUACUGAUUGGGCUCUGUGACUUGUAGUCCCCUGAAUUCAUGGCUCCUGGAGGGGAAAGGAGUCUGGGGGAGAGAACUGAUUUCCCUGGGGACCACAGGGCAUGGCACCAGAAUGUGUCCUGAACCUGAGGGGUUGUAUCUUGGUUUCCAGGGGAGUAGAAACUGGAUCUGUUUGGUCCUCUAGUCCUGGGAGGGGCCGGGGGGAGAGGUGAAAGCCCUGAUUUCUGCUGAGAAGGGUCUCCAUCAUUCUGGAGAUUCCAGUAUGAAGGAAGGAGUCUGGGUACCCAAGGGAGUGGGAAUCCUUGGAACUGCUGAGCCACUUGGGGAUGUAGGAGUUGGGCUUCUCAGAGGCAGUGGGCCUGCAUCCAGCCUCCUAGUUCCUCAAGAGGCAGUGGCUUUGAACCUUCAUUGGGGUGGACCUUGGUCUCAUUUGUGGGUGGUGGGAGGUCUCCAUCUACAGGAGCGAGCAGGAGACUGUGCAGAAGAGCUGGAGAACCUUUGGUCCACUUUGGGGAACAGAGAGAUGUCUAAUACUUGCUGCACCAGGGGCCUGAUGACCUCGAUUCCUUCCCCAGCUGUUGUGGACAGUCCCACAAAAAAAGAGGGGAGGAGGCAAGAGGUCUGGGCAUGGUGGGCCCUGGGGGCAGCCCGAGACCAGGAAUGAGACCUUCUGGGUGUGGGAAGGCAGGAACCCAUACCCCAGAGAUAUCUCCCACAAAUCCCUGACAGAUUUGGACCCUGGCUGUUGCCUCUCUUUGUGUGAGUUUGGGAGGGCUAUGACUGCCCCCGUUUUAUAGGUGCUGAGUGAUUUAGGGGAUCUUGGUGAGUCUGUUCCUUUGUCCCUCUGCUUCCUUAGUGGUUUCUCUUUUUGGUCUUGAUGUCUUCUGUCAUUAAGCCUAAUCCUUUCUGGUCUUGGUAUUUUAUACUCCUGCCUUUUUUGGAAAAGCAGCUGUCGUGCUGCACUUAUCCAGACAUUUCGGUGUUGGCUACCUCAGGUGUCACCAAGAGGCUCUAUCUUCUGGUGUACACACAGUGCUGCAGAGGACAAGAGACCCACAGAACAGCUAGGGAGUAUUCCAGACCGUGGGAGUGUGCCAUGAGUGAAGCAAAGGUAGAAGCCACAGUGCCUGGAAUGUUCUAGACUGCCAACUAUAGGUAGAAAAGAUGUCACAGGUCACAGAAUUCUUCAAUGUCAAAAAACAGAAAGGGGGGACCCGAAAGGCAAUGAAGUUGAACCUCUUUUAUGAGAGAUGGGGAGAGCAAAGCCCAGGGAGGACAGGCUCUAGGCCUAACAGCACACAGCAAGGUCCUGUGUAGUCUGGCCCCUGCCUGUUCACAUUCCCUAUGCCCACCCUGUCCUCCAACCAGCCUGAUCUUCCUUCUGAUGCCUGGGUGGGCCACCUUGGAUCCUACCGCAGGACCUUUGCAUUUACUGUUCAUUCUGCCUAGAAUGCUCUGCCCCCCAGAUCUUCCCAUGACAGGUUCCUCCUUGUCAAGCAGGUCUAAGCUCACAUGUCCCCUCAGAGAGGCUUUCGGUGACCAGUGUAACUGAAGUACCUCACACGUCAACAUUAUUCAUCUCAGCCCGUCAGUGUUUCCCUUGUAGCAAUUAUUACUGUCAAUAAUUACCUUAUUUAUUUAUUUACCUAUUUAAUAGCUAUGAUCCUGUGACUGGUCUUGUUCUCUGCUGUACCCCAGCACCUAGAAGAGUGCCUGGUACACAUGAUUAGUAAUUAUUCAGUAUUAGUAAAUACCAAAUUCAUGAGCAGACUGGAACUUAGAUUGUCAGCCUCUGGCCACAAGAUGGGAAAUGAGUGAGGUGGGAGAAACAAGCAUCUGAUGGGAGAGGAGCCCCUGUCAGAGGUCAGGGGAUCUGGGAGGCAAGCAAGGCUUCGCCACUGGCACUCUUGGUGACUUGGACCAGUGCCUUAUUUUCCCACCUGUGAAAUGAAAGGGCUGGAUAAAAACCGUAAACUCUUCCAAGAUCCUAUUUUCUUUGACAGCAGGAGACAAGGGUGACUCUCUAAGUGGCAGAUACCUGCCAGAUGGUACCCCCGUGUCCAGCUUGAACCCUUGCCGCUGGCACAGUUUGUCCCCUCAGUUGAGAAUGGCUGAGGUGGGAGAAAGCAUUUGGCUCAAUACUGAACAGCAUCACACUGUCCUCGAAG